UUUUUCACCAUGCAAAAGUUUGUUUCGAUCGUCGGAUCAUACAUCACAUCAUAUCCAUUUUACUCAAAAAUAAAAAAGUUUAACUCAAUAAUAAAGUUUAUUAAUCUAAUAAUCAAAAUAAACAUGUGCAUGGUGAGGCUUACCGCACACUUGUGUUUCGUAUAUAUGAAUACGUAAUAAAGCAAAAGCAAAAAUCCACACUUCAAAUCUUUUAGCUUUUCCUUUCGAGUCUUGGUUGAUAAAACACUUGUAUUCUUUCUACGAUCUUUCUUCUCUCUUUCUACACUUUCUCUAAAUUCUGGUCAAGGAAAUGGAAGAUUACGGCUACAGCGACAAUGACGAUGAUUAUCAUUUCUCUGAUCAAGAAGAUUCCGAGCUCGAAUUACUCCAAAACGAUCUCCACAAUUUUCAGUUUUCCUCUUCCAAAGCUCCCAUUGCUCAGGUUUUCCCUUUCAAUUUGGUUUUCAUUUUCUGCCAAUCAUUUUCAUGUGAUUGUGACUUUGUGUAUUGAUUGUUGUUAUCUCAAUGAAGCGCAUUAUAUUAAGAAGAGAAUGAGUGUCGAUGAAACUUUCAAGCUUUAUAACUGUUUUUUGCUAAAUAUUUUGUUGAAUUCUUGAUUGUGUUACAUCAAUGUUGAUGGCUAUGAAUCACUGACACCAGAAACCGGUUAAAAUUUGAGAAAAUAAUUUAAUUGAAUGUAAAUACGUAAUCACAUGUGUUUGUGUCAGACACUGUGUUGAACAUCGGACAUUACCUUCAAUCAGAAGUGUCGGUCCGUGCUACUAGGAUUGCUCGUUUUAACCACAGAUAAGUUGGUUAAACCAUAACCAUAUCCACAUUAAGUGUCCAAACAGAUCGUAAUAUGGAUUGGAUUAUAAAUCCAAUUAAAAAAUUUAUCCGGAUUUUUCAUGACCAGAUGUGGAUGUGGUUAUGGUUAAAUUAUCCGGCGGUUAAAUGAACAACCCUAGUGCUGAGUUUGUUCAAGGAAUUAGAAUUGAGAGUCACCUAAUUUUUUGUGAUUUAUAUAGUCUGUAAUGUAUGGUUAUAUAUAUGAUCUAACUUUCAAAUUGACUUCCUUUUGGUCUUUUCUUUGCACCGACAUUUUUCUAUUGAACUGCUUUGCCAUUUGCAGGUGAUUACAAAGGAAUCACUCAUAGCUGCACAGAAAGAGGAAUUGCAGAGAGUGAUGGACAUGCUUUCUAUAAGACAACAAGAUGCGCGCACACUGCUUAUUUAUCAUCGUUGGGAUGUGGACCAUUUGUUUGAAGUUUAUGUAGAAAAAGGGAAGGAAUUUAUGUUUGCUCAGGCUGGUGUUAGUGUGGAUGAAUAUCAUGAUUCUGACUCGCCGGUUAGUGCUGUAGUAAUGUGUGAAAUCUGCAUAGACGAUGUUCCAAGUGAUGAAGCAACAAGAAUGGACUGUGGUCACUGCUUUUGCAACUCCUGUUGGACACAACAUUUUUUAGUCAAGGUAAAUGAGGGUCAAAGUAAACGCAUCCGAUGCAUGGCUCACAAAUGUAAUUCAAUUUGCGAUGAAACUGUCGUAAUAACUCUACUCGGUAGAAGGCACCCUGAUAUGGCAGAGAAAUAUGAACGCUUUCUUCUUGAAUCCUACAUUGACGACAAUAAGAAAGUUAAAUGGUGUCCGAGCACGCCACAUUGUGGGAAUGCAAUUCGUGCUGAGGGUGAUGACUUGUGUGAGGUAGAAUGUUCAUGUGGUGAACAAUUUUGUUUCAAUUGCUUGUCAGAGGCACACUCCCCAUGUUCAUGUUUGAUGUGGGAGCUUUGGCAACAUGAGCAUCAAGAUGAAGUAGAAUCUGAUAAUUGGAUAAUUAUUCAUACGAAACCUUGUCCAAAGUGCCACAAACCGGUGGAAAAGAAUGGUGGUUGUAAUUGGGUUGGCUGUAUUUGCGGCCAACCAUUUUGUUGGUUGUGUGGUGGAGCGACUGGACUGCAGCAUACCAAUUAUAGCAUAGCUGGUCAUGACUGUGGUCACUACAAAGAACCUGAGAAAACAGUUGACCACGAAAAGAGGGAUCUCUAUCGGUACAAACAUUAUUAUAACCGAUAUAAAGCUCACAAACACUCCUUUAAGUUUGAAAGUAAACUGAAAGGUAGCAUACAAGAGAAGAUUCCUAUUUUCGAAAAGAAACAUUCUCAACGAAACAAAUAUCAACUCGGAGAUUAUAGCUGGGUAAAUAAUGGACUCUCUAGACUUCUCAGAUCUAGGUGCAUCCUUUCAUACUCAUAUGCAUUUGCAUUUUAUAUGUUUGGAGAUGAUCUUUUCAAAGAGGAAAUGUUAGAAGCUGAAAGGGAAAUAAAACAGAACUUAUUUGAGGAUCAACAGCAGCAGUUAGAGGCAAAUGUUGAAAGACUCGCUGAGAUUUUGCCGGAGGCUUUCAAAUCCUUACAAUAUGGUAAGGUUAUGAAGAGAAGGAUGCAGAUAAUAACUCUGUCAACAGUUAUUGACGAUCUUUGUAAAAAAAUGUACGAAUGCAUCGAGAAUGAUUUAUUGGAAUCUGUUAAUCUUGGUAGUAUCCACAUUAUAGCACCAUAUAAAUCAAAGGGCAUAGAGAGGGCUUCAUAGCUUCCAAUUUGUUCGAGCAAUAAAGCCAACAAUACAGGGACAGAGGUCAUCAACUCAUCAUAUGAGGAUAUAGAAAAUGCUGCCUUUUAAGCUUCUCGAAGAGGAGUUAGAAAGUGAAGAUUUUGUUUCUCGAAUCAAUGUUGACGAGUUGUUCUACAAUUAGCCAGAAUUGAGAAUUGUAUGAAAUUUUGUUACCAGUGUUUUUUACAUUUCCUUGCUGCAAUUUUGAUCCAAUAUUUACUUUGAAGAAUAAAUACUAUUGUCUUUAAUUGAGUUAGGCAUACUGUG
This is a messenger RNA of Trifolium pratense (red clover), 2872 nucleotides long. Its product is annotated as probable E3 ubiquitin-protein ligase ARI1. Gene Ontology annotation, biological process: ubiquitin-dependent protein catabolic process; protein polyubiquitination; positive regulation of proteasomal ubiquitin-dependent protein catabolic process. The record is from RefSeq and is a predicted model, not a curated record. Gene Ontology annotation, cellular component: ubiquitin ligase complex; cytoplasm. Gene Ontology annotation, molecular function: ubiquitin conjugating enzyme binding; ubiquitin protein ligase activity; zinc ion binding. NCBI's taxonomy places the organism in Eukaryota, Viridiplantae, Streptophyta, Magnoliopsida, Fabales, Fabaceae. The coding region runs from base 1187 to 2584 and encodes 465 amino acids. The transcript has 6 exons.